GUGAACGGAAGGAGACGGCGCGCUGCUUGUCACUGUUUACCUCCGAGUGUGUGCCUGCCCGCUGCCUUCCUCUCUCUCUCCCCUCUCGGUCUCUCCUUCCUCUUUUCCCCCUCUCCUUGGAACUGGUUCAACCAGAGUACGACCGGCUCAUCUGCAUCUGGCCCUGGAGGACCUGCAGGAGCCAAAGGAGGAGGGGAGGCGAGGCGGGCCCAGGGGCGGCGGCGGCCACAGCGCACAGCCGGACCCGCGCCGCGCCGCGCCGCCCGGGGAGCCCAUGCCCGGCCCGCGCCGCCCGGGGCUCGCUCAUGAGGCCUGCGCCCAGCCGCCGGAGGAAGGGCCGCGGCGUCUCCCUGGGGCUCCUCGCCCUCUGCCUGGCCGCAGCCCGCUGUCUGCAGAGUCAGGGCGUGUCACUGUACAUUCCCCAGUCUGCCAUCAAUGCCACAGUGGAAGACGACAUCCUGCUCUCAGUUGAAUAUUCCUGCCAUGGUGUCCCAACCAUCGAAUGGAAGUAUACGUCCACCUGGGGAGUGCAAAAGAUUGUGGAAUGGAAGCCAGGGACUCAGGCCAACAUCUCCCAAAGCCACAAGGACAGAGUCUGCACCUUUGACAAUGGCUCCAUCCAGCUCUUCAGUGUGAGCGUGAGAGAUUCUGGCUACUAUGUCAUCACAGUGACAGAGCACCUGGGGAGCAGCCAGUUUGGCACCAUCGUGUUGCAUGUGUCGGACAUUGUCUCCCCCUUCCCCUCAUCCUGCUCCCUAGAGAUCCUCUAUGAAGACCUCCACUUUGUUGCUGUCUUCCUUGCUUUUCUUGCUGCUGUGGCCGCAGUGUUAAUCAGCCUCAUGUGGGUUUGUAAUAAGUGUGCAUAUAAAUUCCAGAGGAAGAGAAGACACAAACUCAAAGAAAGCACAACUGAGGAGAUUGAGCUGCAGGAUGUUGAGUGUUAGCCAAGACUGGGCCCAAUUACAGUCCUACCUCAAGAGGAAAACAUUAUUUUCCAACAAAAGGAGUAAACAUGGCCAAUCUACCCCAGAGCCUCCUGUUGUCCCACUACAGCCACCCAUUCCUGAUGAGACUGCCAGACAUUAACAAAAGUGACUGUGUGGAGUUGAGGACUCUGGACUGGAAGGUCCUUCCUAGCACUUGCACAAAGUUCAAGGAGAAGUGUGCUUGAGCUUUGCUUGGCUGCAGCUUCAGGGCCAUGCUGACCCCUACCAAUGGUUUGGCACAGGCACCUGCUGCUAGCGCACUGUUCUGUUCUUGCCUGGGGGUUGGCCGUUGGAGGAAUCCCGGUAUCUGAAACCAGAGUAUCCAGACUGAGUGUGCAGUCAGCACUGGAACAAGUUCUCUGUGCUCCUGUUUGCUCUGCUUCUGCCUCUAACCCUCUGCCGCAGGGGCAACUGUGAGAAAACCUGAGGCUUUUAGACAGUCUGCUGCCCACAAAGCAGAGGUCGGGACCAAGAGCCUGCUGUUCUGCUGUCUUGAGUUACUGUGAGCAGGGCAAGGACCCCAUGGCCUGGAGCUUUAAGGAGAGGAUCUUAACAUGUUCCUGAGGGACCAGCACUGGUAAUAAGGAAUAGAGAGAAAAUUACCAUGCUCUUCAUUUUAUUCCAACAUCAAUUGGAUUUUCCCUCCUACAGCCCUAAUUUGCACCAAAGUUCUUCUCCAUUAUGGGCAGCAUCUGGCCUCCAAAUGGCCUCACGACAAGCUAGGUAACACUACCUGUAUGAAAGCUGCAUGAUGAACAGUACAACUGGGCAGUUAGCUUGGGCUUCAGAUCCAUCCCCUGCAUCACCAAUGCUUCAUGUCUCAAUCAGGCCCUUGCUCUCUCCCAGCUGGGCUAAGAACCAUUUGGUGCUCACGUACCUCACAGUCAGGGUAUCAAGUGAAGCCCACAGUAUGCACAGAGCUCACCGAGCAAGUUAAGAACAGCCUGAGGAGUCUUCAAGAAUCUGGAAGGCAAUAAGCACUAAAUUAUCCGAGUACUGGAAACUGAUAAAAUGUUCUGAGUAUUGGGGUUCCAGGUAGAAUUGGGGACCAGGUCCCUGCUGGCCUUGGCUCUUAUUCUCUCAGGUUGUUGAUCACAGUGUUUACUUGAAAGGUUCUCCAUCCCAAGUCCCAUCUGGCAAGCUCUUUAUUAGGCACGAGUUCAUUUUCCUUGAUCUUUCCCUCUCUAGCAUGCUUAGCCACAGACCGAAAGUAUCACCCCACUGGCAGUGGAGGCCGAGGCUCAGCAGUGGAGGCUGAGGUUAGUAGCUGUGUCCCCAGCCCUCAGCUGCAAAUUCACCCAUGUAAAUAUGAAGGAGAGCUAGCACAUUGCCUUCCUGUUCUCUCUCUAAGUCCCAGAUGUCCACAUCUUUUCCACUCCCCCAUGUGGCAGACAAGGAGUUAACUGGAGACGUUAGUGUGAGGCCUUUCUUUGAAUCAUGAAUCCAGGUUUACAAGAAGGGAUCUUUUGGAGUAUACAGACAGGAGCCCUCAGGAUCUACAAUGGCUCCAAAGGCACUACUUGGUCUGUAAGGCAAGAGAGAAGUCUGUCUACACAACUGACUUGCAGCUCUAGCACCUGCCACAUAGAAGGUUUUUGCCCUCGGGCCACCUGUACACGUGUAUAAACAUGAAUACCUGAGCCCUUUCCCCAGGUGAUGGACAGAGGAACCAAGCCCCAUGCCAGGAGGUUCCUUAUUCUGGCCUCCGGUCCCAUGAAGCAGAAGGGUGAGGAUCCCAGAUUAAAGGGGGUCAAGGAUGAUGUGCGCAGUUCUCUUUGACACAGAGCCCAACUGCAGGAAGGCAGCUUGGAUGGGUGGCUGUGGAGUCUGUGUGUCCCCCGACACCAUCUGCCUCCCAGAAUUCUACCUCCCAGCUUGUCAGGGGGUAAAGUUCCUAAUCAAAGGAGAAAUGGAAAUGAGUCCCCAGUGAGAGGCCUCCGUGAGCAAACCCAGAUGUAAAUUAAACUGUUCCCCUCCCCAAAACUCACACAGGGUUAUUCCCUCAGCUUUCCAUUUCUUUAUUUGGCACUUUUAAAGCUCCUUCUGUCCUGAACAUUCCCUUGGAAAGUGUUUGAUUCCUGAGCCUGAGGUUUUUGUCUCUUUCAGAAAAGAGAAUAUUAAAUCAUAGAGGCUGGCCCCUGUAAAUGUUAAACUAUAAGUUAUAUUUUCAGCUGUGAAAAAAUUGGUUUGAGAGAAUGAAAUAAAAACUGAAAAUCAAGCCCUGGCCCUUUGUGUGCAUACCUACGCCUGCCUGGAACCCAGGCCCUGGGCGGGGCUUCCAUUGGCCACUGGCAGGAGCCACCCGCAGCUCCGCCAGGGUCUGGCACAUUUCUUAAAUGACAAGGGAACUAAUAACAAUGGUUCUAACUGUAAACAUUCUUUAGCAAAUCAGAAAACACCACCUAGUGAGCCUAUCAUUCUCCCCUGUACUGUAGCCAGACGACUAAUUGAAGUUUCUGCUUCCAUAAUAUUAACUGUAAUUCAGGAGUCCACACAAACGAGGGUGACAGUUGUUCCACCUCACUGAACAAUGCGCGACAGAACAUACAUGCUGUGAACAGAAUGUCACCGCCGAGACUGGGAUCCAAGAAACCAAGGUGUACACUGUACCUUCUCAUUUCAUGGCGUUCGGGUGCACGAGGAGCGCUGACUCGGGAAGCGGUUCUGGGGCCCACAGGAGAUGGUACACAGCCCACCGCACUUUGCGCUCGCUGCAGUUAGCAAUCACGCCCCACAGGGGUGAGGACAAGGGCGGCGAGAGGUCGGGAAGCUUCUCGGGACGUCUUGCCCCUGCAGUAAAGCAGAGACAAGCCCUGAGGGAACACAGUUCAGAAGGGCUGGGUAACUAACACGGGGAGAGGGGAGGUGGCGGAACAGAACGCGGGGAGAUGUAACCAAGACCAAGGGACCCAGGACGACCCCGCAGGAACGCGACCCCAAGGCAGUCGUCCUUGACGCCGAAGGGUGUGUCGGGGGAAGGAAGACCCUGUCAGCAGCUCGCAGUUCUGCCCAGUUUCCAGGCAAGCAUCAGACACAUCUCUAGGUCACUGAAAAUAGAGCAGCCCCCCGUGGAUGUUGUCGGCGUCUCUCCGCACUGCGGCUUCCGCUGGCGAAUGCUGUGAGCUGGGACGUGUGCAUCUCUGCACACCCAAACCUGCGUCCGCCGUCA
Manis javanica (Malayan pangolin) is the source of this 4155-nucleotide messenger RNA. RefSeq names its product V-set and transmembrane domain containing 5 (gene VSTM5). NCBI's taxonomy places the organism in Eukaryota, Metazoa, Chordata, Mammalia, Pholidota, Manidae. The record is from RefSeq and is a predicted model, not a curated record. Gene Ontology annotation, biological process: positive regulation of excitatory synapse assembly; filopodium assembly. Gene Ontology annotation, cellular component: plasma membrane; axon; dendrite.